AUGGUCACCUUUAUUCGUCGCUUGACCAUCAAUGUUGAGAACUUGUCGCAGGAUCGCUGUGCCUUCAUCUUCUCCGGGGAGAACUUCGAGUGUGGCGGUUGGAAGGAUGUCCGGACCAACAAAUUCACCGACUUUGCAGCGUUAGACUUCGAGAGUCAGUCCUGGUGGUCUGGUCUUUCAGGCUAUGUGGUCUUCAGCAAUAUGGAUCAUUCGCAACUUUUGACCAUGGCGUUCAGUGUUCCCAUUGCUACGGCUCCUUGUUUCUCUGCACGUUGUGGUGGAUCUUUGCAUGGCAAAGACCUCUUGCAGCGGAUCCCGGACUUGGCACGCCCAGGCACCGGCCUCCGCAGGGAGGCGGGCUGUGCAUGGGAGACGCAGGAGCUCAGCGAUGAGCACGUCACAGUGCGCCUGGUGAUUUUGCCGCCCGAGCACGUGAAGCUCCCCGAGGAGCUGGAACGGCGCUUGGCCAAGGCUCGCUAUUGCCGCUCUACUUUGACGGAUCAAAACGUGAGUUCGGCACCCCGAAUGACCUUUGUGGAGAGACGUUUGGUGAUUGAAGUUGACAAUCGCUACGAAGAAAGCAUGGUUUUGGAUGGGGAUUUUUUCGACAGUGGGAGCUGGUGUGGGAAGGUGGCAUCCCUGGAAGCGGGGAAAGUCACCAGGUUGGAAUUCGCGGGCGAUGAGGUUUUCCGUGGGUUAGCUGGUCUCGUUUGGUUCGUGAGCGAGAAGAGCUUAGACACCUACUUCAGCAUCGUUUUUUCGAAUCCUUUGACCACAUCAGCAACCUUUGGAGCAUGGGCUGGGCCACCUCCUGCAGAGCUCUUGCAAGAAAUGUGGGCUGCACAAGCAGUGCCAGCCAAAGGUGUACAAGUUCCCAACGGCCAGGGCUGUGCAUGGAAUGUGCUUGAACACGGAUCCGUGGUUCACAUCCGUCUCAUUAUCCUAGAGAAUUUGGCCGCGAUGAAUCCGGCAGCUUACCCACCAAAAGAGGAGUCCACUCCAACCUCCCCUAUGGGCCAACCUCAGGCAGAAGCGCCACCGAAGGAGGAGGAGCCUAAACCGGUGAUAUCAGAUUCAACGGCCAUGGUUUUGGUGCAAAGCGAGUCUGCGGAUGACCCGAACUCGGGAGCGCACCCGAUGGACAAACUGCUGAGUUCAACAAGACCUCGUGAUGUCAUCGAUGGCGUCAGUAGUGGUUUGAAGGUCGCCGGUGCUGGAGUUGUGGCGGGCACUGCAGCUUUGAUUGCAGCACCUGUCAUGGCCGCCAAGGAGGAAGGCAUUACAGGCUUCUUCAAGGGCUUAGCCGGCGGUGUAUGUGGUGCAAUUGGUUUGACCUUGGGUGGAGCUGUCGCAGGUGCUACUCAAGUGUGCCGAGGUGUUUACAAUACCCCGGAAGCACUGCAAAUGGCGGCCACUGCGAAGAAACGUUGGGACUCCGAGUUGGGGGCUUGGGUGGACGACUUCUGCAACUUGCGAGAGGACUGUGCCAAGGCAGAGACCAUGGAGCAUGAGUCCUCAGAUGAGGAGGUUGAUGACCGACCUGCCAGGAAGGUGGCUGACACUAGCUUCUACGACAUCCUGGAAGUGAAGCCCAAUGCAACCGCUGCGGAGAUCAAGAAGAACUAUUACAAAGUUGCUUUGAAGUUACAUCCGGACAAGAAUCAGAAUGACCCUGAAGCCAGCGUGAGGUUCCAGAAGCUGGCUCAGGCUUACCAGGUCUUGAGCGACCCAAAGUUGAGAGAAAAAUACGAUCAGAAUGGAGAUGCGCCGCCCGGGCGAGACGUGAUCGGAAAUUCCAUCGAGCGUGAGAUGAGAUGGGGAUCGGAGAAGAAGGACCAGCAGAUCAAGCGACAGCAAUUCGUCCGAGAAGUGACCUGCGCAGCGCAGUUGGUGUCGAGGUUGGACAGAUGGGUCAUGGGUCGAAACCCUGACGGAUGGACCACUGGGGUCUUGCAAGAGACCGCAGAAUUGGCACAGGUCUCCUUUGGAGGCCGGCUUCUUCGGACCAUCGGUUGGGUCUACGAGUGUUCGGCGGAGCAGUUCUUGUUGAGCUGUUGGGGGAACUUCACCGUGGAUGGGCAGAUCCAAAGUUGGAAAGACGGGACUCACUCCACGGAGGUAAAGUUCAAGGCCAUGUCCUCAGUGGCCAAAAGUGCAAUUGCCGUGAAGGAGAUGACGGAUGCAGCCGGUAGUGGCAUGGCUGAUGAAGAUCAAGCCAAAAGAGAUGCUGCUGCCAGACAAGCCUUAACCACUUUGGAAGGUUCCUUACCGGUUUUCUUGCAGGCCAUUUGGGACAUUUCUCAGAUGGAUAUUGAGAGUACUCUCUACAAGGUUUGUGACCGAGCGCUGAAAGACAUCAGCGUGCCAUGGCAGAUCCGUUACCGAAGAGCUUUGGCCUUGAAGCGACUUGGUCAGAUCUUCCGGGACGCUGGCCAGGUGGAGCUCAAGGAUUUGACCAACGCACAGAUCGCUAAACAGCAGUUGGAAGAGGCGCCCAUCCGCACCACCUUGGACAAAAAGCAGACCGAGCAAUAUGCGGAGUUAGUGUCACAGCUGGCUGCGAAGGCUUUGCUGGGAAGUUUGGGAGGGCGACAUGUCUUGUGUGCGCGCAGCGUUGUUCGUGACUUGGAUCCCAUGAACGACCUGACCUUUCUCCGCAUCAGGUCCAAGAAGCACGAGCCAUGGCAACGAGAAAGGAACAACAUAAGGCUUAAGAUGAUUCAACACAGUCACUGGGAAUUCCAAAAGAAGCCGUUUGGAAGUGUUGUUCUUGUUUUUAUAGCUACUACACUGCUGAUCCAAGCUGCUGCGGUUCCGUUUGCUUGA
This is a messenger RNA of Durusdinium trenchii, 2826 nucleotides long. NCBI's taxonomy places the organism in Eukaryota, Dinophyceae, Suessiales, Symbiodiniaceae. The record is from the annotation of a GenBank genome assembly.